GGAGAUAAAAAAAAAUCCAAUGAGCCAAUCAAUAUUAACAUGUCAGCCAUCUUCCAUUUAUACAUGCAUGCAUAUAUAUCCUCAUCACACAUGCCAUCAUGCCAUUUAUAUUUGGAAUUGUCUUGCAAAGGUCAAAACAAAGAGGGUGAGAAAAAGAAAAAAAAAAAAAAAAAAGAUUCACACUCACCAAUCGCUAUAAGGUAUUAGAGUACAGAGCAACAACGGUCACAUGCAUGAGCUUGAAAACUUUGCCAAACGUGACAACAUUUAAACCAAACUGCACUCUCAUUCACUACAUAUCCCGCGCCUUUCUACCAAUGUAAUACACACUCCCAAGCUUCAACUCCACACUCUCACUCUCACUCUCACUCUCAACUGAGCUUUUCUAACCCUACAAGAAAAAAGGCCAUGGAAAACUGCAGAAAAUCUCCAUUGAAGCCAUGGAAGAAAGGCCCAACUAGAGGCAAAGGUGGCCCUCAGAACGCCUCAUGUGAAUACCGCGGCGUUCGGCAAAGAACUUGGGGCAAAUGGGUUGCUGAAAUCAGAGAACCAAAGAAGAGAACCAGGCUCUGGUUGGGCUCUUUUGCCACAGCAGAAGAAGCUGCCAUGGCUUAUGAUGAUGCUGCCAGGAGACUCUAUGGUCCAGAUGCUUUUCUCAAUCUUCCUCACCUCCAAGCCAACUCCAAUCCUGCACUCAAAUCUCAAAAGUUCAAAUGGUUCCCUUCCCAAAAUUUCAUUUCCAUGUUUCCUUCUUGUGGUUUGCUCAAUAUUAAUGCCCAACCAAGUGUUCAUGUCAUUCAUCAGAGGCUCCAAGAACUUAAGCAAAAUGGGGUUCUUGGUCAAACUACUCCGUCCUCUAGUUCUUCUUCCUGUGAUUCUAAACCUGAGGUUCGCACCAUAAGCGACAAAACACAGAUGGGAAAUGUUGCAGAGAAGGAGAAAGAUGUAGAAAUUUCAUCAGAAAAAAUUAUUGAAGACAACCGGGAGAAGCCGCAGAUUGAUCUCAAUGAGUUUCUUCAGCAACUGGGAGUACUGAAAAAAGAGAGACAGUCAGAGGCAAUUGACACCACAGGAAAUUUUGGAGUUCCAGAAUCUUCAGUUACAGAACUUAAUGAUGAAUUUGGACCCUUUGCUGACAAGAAUUUCAAUUGGGAUGCAUUGAUUGAGAUGCAUGGGAUUUCAGACCAAGGAGCAGAUGCUGGUAGCUUUCAAGUUUAUGAUGUGAAUGAAGAGCUGCCCUUCCCCACUUCUAUUUGGGACUUCUAAGAGAAUCUUGUUUAACUAGACAUGGAAUAGUAGGACUUGCUUUACCAGAGAAGGAAUUUGUUAGAAAUCGGCACUUAGCAGUCGUUUAAAAAUAGGCUAUAGUGGGUAAUUGCACGUUAUUUUGUUAUACUGUCAAUCUGGCACCACCGCAUAUUCAAACAAGAGUUCACCUCAUGGUCCAGAUUGAGGCAUAAUAUACCAGACUAUCUGGUAGGAACAUGUCCCAAAUGCUACUGUUGCUUCCAUAACUCUUAAGUCACA
Prunus persica (peach) is the source of this 1527-nucleotide messenger RNA. Its product is annotated as dehydration-responsive element-binding protein 2F. Gene Ontology annotation, biological process: response to stress; positive regulation of DNA-templated transcription. The record is from RefSeq and is a predicted model, not a curated record. Bases 409 to 1266 code for a protein of 285 amino acids. Lineage: Eukaryota; Viridiplantae; Streptophyta; Magnoliopsida; Rosales; Rosaceae. Gene Ontology annotation, molecular function: transcription cis-regulatory region binding; DNA-binding transcription factor activity. Gene Ontology annotation, cellular component: nucleus. The transcript has a single exon.